AUGUCAGACCAGCCGGCCGACCAGGCAGCACAGAUCGGAAAUUAUCAGCAAGGGAUACCAGCGAUGCAACAACCGAAAAGUGUGGCUUUUCCGUUCUGGGCCGGCAGGCAUCAUGCUGAAACUGGCCCAGAGCAGCAGCUAUCCCCAGGGUCUGCUAUCGGCCUCACUCCAAACCACAAUCGUCCUACUCACCUUACCUACUUAGGCAGUAGGUCUCCUACUGGCAGUGGCCAUGAUACCUUCAUCCGUUGCUAUUGGACGUACUUCUGGGCUAUCUUUCUUGGGAGAAACAACGAGGACAACGCCCCCAACGCCACGAUAUUCUCGGUGGCUCUACGAUGCGGCUAUUCUACCGAUUCGAUUGCUGGAUGACAGCCAGCCGUAAACUCAAAGGGAGCGAUUCAUCAAGCCUCUAUCAGCUGUUUUGAGUGAUAUUGACGCCUUUGUUCACUCCACGUGGCGGCUUCAAGAAAUUCAUCUGGAUCGCGGUCUGUAAUGCUCCAUCAGUGAUGGGGCCCCCGACAAGGGACCAGCGGGAUUCACUCGUCGUCCCGUUCCCCCUCCUUCCGCCCGUCCACGGCAAUAUUAAUUAUUAAUAUGAUACCAUGGC
Messenger RNA from Aspergillus costaricaensis CBS 115574, 610 nucleotides. RefSeq lists its product as uncharacterized. Bases 1 to 372 code for a protein of 123 amino acids. The transcript has a single exon. NCBI's taxonomy places the organism in Eukaryota, Fungi, Ascomycota, Eurotiomycetes, Eurotiales, Aspergillaceae. The record is from RefSeq and is a predicted model, not a curated record.